UUUGUUUUAGAGCGAGAGGGUAGUGGUGAGUGCGGAGCGAUGGCGCGUACGAAGCAGACAGCGCGUAAGUCGACAGGCGGGAAGGCGCCUCGUAAGCAGCUGGCCACCAAGGCGGCCCGCAAGAGCGCGCCGGCCACGGGCGGCGUGAAGAAGCCGCACCGCUACCGGCCCGGCACGGUGGCACUGCGCGAGAUCCGGCGCUACCAGAAGUCGACGGAGCUGCUGAUCCGCAAGCUGCCCUUCCAGCGCCUGGUGCGCGAGAUCGCGCAGGACUUCAAGACCGACCUGCGCUUCCAGAGCUCGGCCGUCAUGGCGCUGCAGGAGGCCAGCGAGGCCUACUUGGUGGGGCUCUUCGAGGACACCAACCUCUGCGCCAUCCACGCCAAGCGUGUCACCAUCAUGCCCAAGGACAUCCAGCUGGCCCGGCGCAUCCGCGGUGAGCGCGCCUGAGGCUCCUCCCCCCCUCCCCCCAACCCAAAGGCUCUUUUAAGAGCCACCACAUGCGCAAUAAAGGAGCUGUUAAAAGCUUUUCU
Chroicocephalus ridibundus (black-headed gull) is the source of this 533-nucleotide messenger RNA. RefSeq names its product histone H3. The record is from RefSeq and is a predicted model, not a curated record. The transcript has a single exon. Gene Ontology annotation, cellular component: nucleosome. NCBI's taxonomy places the organism in Eukaryota, Metazoa, Chordata, Aves, Charadriiformes, Laridae. Gene Ontology annotation, molecular function: DNA binding; structural constituent of chromatin; protein heterodimerization activity. Bases 40 to 450 code for a protein of 136 amino acids.